This is a messenger RNA of Owenia fusiformis, 433 nucleotides long. NCBI's taxonomy places the organism in Eukaryota, Metazoa, Annelida, Polychaeta, Sabellida, Oweniidae. The record is from the annotation of a GenBank genome assembly.
ACAGGAAACAACUAUGGUACAACAUCUGCAGCGGGCACAACAUCUACACCAGGUACAUCUACAUCAGGUACAACACCUGGAACAGCAUCAACCGGAGUAACAACAACAUCAACAAGUUCAUCAACAGCAUCGGUUACAACGUCUCAAACAACCACAGAAUUGUCCACAGGAAACAACUAUGGUACCACAAAAUCAUCGACUGUAACCUCGCAGCCAUCGACUAGUACAACAUCUGCAGCGGGCACAACAUCUACACCAGGUACAUCUACAUCAGGUACAACACCUGGAACAACAUCAACUGGAGUAACAACAGCAUCAACAAGUUCAUCAACAGCAUCUGUUACAACGUCUCAAACAACCACAGAAUUGUCCACAGGAAACAACUAUGGUACAACAAAAUCAUCGACUGUAACUUCAACCUCGCAGCCAUCGA